Armigeres subalbatus is the source of this 2263-nucleotide messenger RNA. Its product is annotated as glutathione-specific gamma-glutamylcyclotransferase 1. Gene Ontology annotation, cellular component: cytoplasm. Gene Ontology annotation, molecular function: gamma-glutamylcyclotransferase activity; glutathione specific gamma-glutamylcyclotransferase activity. The record is from RefSeq and is a predicted model, not a curated record. The coding region runs from base 1189 to 1923 and encodes 244 amino acids. Gene Ontology annotation, biological process: glutathione catabolic process. The transcript is spliced from 4 exons. Lineage: Eukaryota; Metazoa; Arthropoda; Insecta; Diptera; Culicidae.
UUAUUCCCCGUACGCCAGCCGCAGCAGUUGCACUUUUACAACAAACAUUGAAUCCUACUUUGCUCGCGUGAGUUCGUUCAUUGACCACGUCGUCGGUUUCGUCAUCUUUGCCGCUUACUCAAUAGCAAGAAGCAAAGCAUAUCGCCAACAACAAGACGCAUUGUCUACGUCUGCGCAAAUUUUCUUUAAUUGUAUGAAUCGCCCUUUCCAAGUGAAAAGUUCAAGUUCUCCACUGCCAGUUCCAGCGUCAAAGCGAGUGUUUUUAAGCAUCAGCAUCCAAGUUGGCCUCUUAUAGUGUCCUAAUUUCCUUAGAGACAGCAAGAAACGGUAAAAAGUGAUUAUUUUUUGAUAUUCCAUCAUCGACAUCAUGGCUUGUUGUGGUUGUGGUUGUUUCUAAGCCAGGAGGGCACAGUGCAGUAUAAAUAUUUGGCAGGCACCAGCGAAUCAAACAACAUGAGGCCAGCAGCCAGCAGUAGUCGACGAGAACGACGACAGCGUGCAGUAGUUCAAGCGAUCACCGCCCGUCGGGCGACUCCAUCGAAAGCGACAUCAGCAGCCGCCGCAGCAACAUUUCCGGAACAGAGAUUCUUCCCCAGCAUUCUGGUUCCACCGUCGUCGAUCGUCAACAAGAAGCGCCAGCACUUCAACCACCAGCGGCGGCAUUUUCCAUUCCGCUUGGCACCAACGGUGCGCAUUAAAUCGUGAUUUGCGCCUCCCUAUGCCGAUCGCAGCAACCGGAAGAUUCUAGCUCGAAGAAGGAAGAACAGGUUGCUUAGAUUAGUGGGCGCGUGUGAAUGCACUUUAUUAGAUUAGACACUGAGGCGCAUCGGUGAGCCCUCGAACAAAGGACCUUAUUUGCUAUGGAUUGAGUGCUUCAUCACCUUCAUCAAACUGGCGCGUGAGCGAGUUGAAUUAAAAAAGAGUGAGUGACUUUGUUGUUGUUGUUACUACGACCGACGUCGCCAGAUCGAACCAAAAUAUAAACAUUUGCGUCGUCCUCCGCUGGGUGAACGCGCGCGCGGCCAAUCCCCGUAUGUGCCAAUUUCGCCGACCUUCGUAGUGGCAGUGACUUUCGCGCGAAUAUUUUUGAACUAUUAGUCUGCGUGGCGAGAAGUGUAGUGUUGUGGGGGCUUCGAGUGGUGCAUCUUUUUCCGCGUUGUGAUAUCGGUAACUGCCACAUAAGACGCCAUGGCAGCUGCGCAAGCUGAUAACAACAACAAUAACAACGGGGCAGCCGUCUGGAUCUUCGGUUACGGUAGUUUGUGCUGGUAUCCGGGGUUUCAGUACGAGAAGUGCAUCACUGGCUACAUCCGGGGAUACGUGAGGCGCUUCUGGCAGGGUAACACGACCCAUCGAGGAACGCUGGAAAAGCCCGGUCGCGUUGCCACUUUAAUUGAGGAGAAAGAAGGCAUCACGUGGGGCUGCGCCUUCAAGGUGACCGGCCAGCUGGCCCUGGACUACCUUAAGCAGCGGGAGUGCACCCUCGGGGGCUACCAAACGGACUACAUAAAGUUUUUCCCCCGCAAGGCCAGCGAAUGGUCCGGCAUCAGCGGGCAAGCCUUCCCGGCCCUGGUUUACAUCGCCACGCCAAAGAACGACCUCUGGAUCGGUGAGGAGCCAAUGGUCGUGACUGCGCGCCAAAUAACCCAAUGCCAGGGCCCCAGCGGACACAACGUCGAAUACCUGAUCCGGUUGGCGAUUUUCAUGCGCGAAGAGCUGCCCGGUGCCAGCGAUGAGCACCUGUUUGAGCUGGAAGGACUGGUUCGACGGUUUGUGGCCGAAGCGAACGUGACAAUUAGCAGUUUGCUUGGAAGCGCCCCACGCCGCAUCAGGCGGGAUUCCCACGAGGAGGUGCGGCGACAUGUUUCGUUCGAAUUCACCGCAAGGGUGCCGGAGAAGAAACUGAGAUGUUUGCACAUUUAGGACAAUUCGCCUUAUCAACUAAUGACGCAAAAAUUUAAUGUGUUUCAACUACAAACGAUAUUAUUUUGAAACGCGACAGCUUUUUGUUACUUUGGUUUUAGGAUCAGUUAGAUAGCUUUUUUCUUUAUUCUAGCCUUAAGUUUGAUUAGACUUUUUGACACGCAUAAACCAUCGAUAAGAUAAGCUUUUCGUUACAUUUAGAUAAGAAAGCGAUAUAGACUACAAGAAUAUACCAAACAAACUAAUUAGCAAUGUAUUAUGCAAAGACGGCUAUUUCCAUUAAAUAUAAGUGCAAAGCUUUUUUUAUUUCGAAACAUUAAAAAAAUCUUUUUUAAUAUAC